Messenger RNA from Mesorhabditis spiculigera, 1053 nucleotides. Lineage: Eukaryota; Metazoa; Nematoda; Chromadorea; Rhabditida; Rhabditidae. The record is from the annotation of a GenBank genome assembly.
AUGGGGAAGGACGACAAGAAGAAGAAGAGCAAGAGCAAACACUCGCGCCACGCCACAAAGGGCAGUCGCAACAAGCCCUCCAACCAACAGGCAUCCGUCACACAUAGCAUCAACCAGUCGGUGUCGAUCGAUGUACAGGAGCAGGUGCAGGCAUUUUGCAUGAGCAUCCUCAAGCGCACCUUCCAAGGGGUUCGCAAGGAGUUUGCCGACAAUAAGCGCAACUUUGCUAUGUCCAAGUGCUCGGUCUUCCAAAAGAACCCGCAGAAGAACCGCUACAAAGAUGUCGGCUGCCUGGAUGAUUCCCGUGUGGUGCUGCGCGACAACGGGGCCGACGACUACAUUCAUGCCAACUACGUGGCCACCCCCGAGAGUGCGAAGCGUUUCAUCUGCUGCCAGGCACCGUUGGACAAGACGUGUACCGAUCACUGGAAAAUGAUCGUCCAAGAGAAUGUCGAAGUGAUCCUGAUGCUGUGCAAUUUCAAGGAAAAGGACACUGUCAAGUCGGCCGAAUAUUUCCCCUUUACCGACAUCACCCAGCCGAAGAUCUUCGGCCCGUACACCGUCCGCUGUACCAACAAGGAGAAUUUUAAAUGGCCGACCCCGACGACAGCCGUUGUUGUCGUGUCUUCAUUGGUUGUCGAAGUUGACGGGCGUCAACACAAGGUUCUCCACUACCACUGGCAGGAUUGGCCGGACCGCGGGGUUCCUCCAGCCGAUCAGGCGCCCAUCGAUCUGCUCAAUGUUCUCUCGCGAACAAAACAUCCGAUGGUGGUGCACUGCUCGGCGGGAAUCGGACGCACCGGGUCGAUUGUCCUCAUCCAAUACAUCCAGGAGGCCAUUAAGGCUGGAAAGCCAUGCGACAAGGUGGAGAAGCUGCUGAUCGAGUUGCGGAACCAGCGCGCGAACUCGGUGCAGACGGACUAUCAGUAUUUGUACGUGCAUCAGGUGCUGCUCAACUACUAUCACAAGGCGGAAUACCUCGAUGCAUCCAUCGAAGGGCCUCUGGCCGAAUUCACGGCUGAAUACAACAAGUACACGGCCAACGUCAAGUUC